Messenger RNA from Diplodia corticola, 1236 nucleotides. RefSeq lists its product as uncharacterized. NCBI's taxonomy places the organism in Eukaryota, Fungi, Ascomycota, Dothideomycetes, Botryosphaeriales, Botryosphaeriaceae. The coding region runs from base 1 to 1236 and encodes 411 amino acids. The transcript has a single exon. The record is from RefSeq and is a predicted model, not a curated record.
AUGUACUCCAACGCUUUGGUCUCUGUGGCUCUGGGCCUCUUCGGCUCGGCUUCUGCCCACAUGAUCAUGAACCACCCCGUCCCCUACAGCUCCUCCAAGGUCCAGAGCAGCCCUCUCGACGGCACUACCUACGCCUUCCCCUGCCAGGGUGGCACCGACGCCAGCUACUACACGGGCACUGCCACCGAGAUUGCCGCUGGUGACAACACCACUCUCAGCUUCACUGGCUCCGCCGUCCACGGUGGUGGCUCUUGCCAGGUCUCCGUGACCUACGAGAGCCCCCCACCUGCCGACCAGUCCAAGUGGAAGGUCAUCCACUCCAUGAUUGGUGGCUGCCCCGCCUCCGCUUCUGGCAACAUCGCCAGCGCCGGCACCGACUCUGACGGCCGUCCCAACGGUGUCCAGUGCGACAGCGACAGCGGCUCCGACUGUGUCAGGGAGUACUCGAUCCAGAUCCCCAAGGAGCUCAAGACCGGCAGCGCCACUUUCGCCUGGACCUGGUUCAACAAGAUCGGCAACCGCGAGAUGUACAUGAACUGCGCUCCCAUCAAGAUCACCGGUGGUGCCGACAGUGACGACUACUACAACUCUCUUCCCGAUAUGUUCGUUGCCAACAUCCCCGGCAAGUGCACCACUGGCAACGGUGUCGUCAAGUUCCCCAACCCUGGUGAGAGCGUCGAGACCGGUGACACUGUCGACUCUGCUGCCAUCGGCACCUGCGACUCUGGCCUGAACGCCAACGGCGGUGGCAGCUCUGGUUCCGACUCUGGUUCCUCGGGCUCUUCUGCUGCUGCUACCCCCGCUGCCUCCACCCCGGCCGCUGCCGCUAGCACUCCUGGCGGCGUCUUCGCCCCUGGUGCCGCUUCUGCCUCUUACACUGCUACCUCUAUGGCUACCGUUGUUGUCACCCAGUCGUCGGCUGCUGCCGCCGCCGCCACUACUCCUGCUGCUACCCCUGCUGGCUCUUCCGGUGCUGCUAGCACCCCUGCCAGCAGCAGUGGUGACUGCACUUCUUGCUCUUCCAACGGCUCUGUUGUUUGCAUCGGCUCCGACUCUUUCGGCAUCUGCAACAACGGUUGUGCCGUCAAGCAGGCCCUGGCCGCCGGCACCACUUGCUCGAACGGCAACAUCAGCAAGCGCGACACCAGCAAGGUCCACAAGGACAGCCACCGCAAGGCCCACGCUCGUGCUCUGGCUCGUGCUGCUCGCAACCUCAUCCACAAGGCGAGCGUCUAA